GAAUCACAAGAUCUUCUCUUCGUCUUGCCCAAUUCACGCUUCCCAAACGCGCCCCCGUCCCGUGAAAUUAAGAUUGGCCGCCCAGCCACAGUAGCGCCACAUCGAACACUUCCAGAACAUCACCACUUUCGGAGUCGGGUCUGCAUGUUUUGCACCGGCUGGCUUCAUCGUGAACAUAGUUUGUUUGCCCAGUCAUCGAGAUCUUAUCAUAUUGAUCUUCCAAUCGCAAUUGAAUUCUCGCAUCUCAUAAGUGUGUGUUCAAGUCAUCAACGUCACCAUGCCUGGUCUUUCCACAAAGGGCUGGAUCAAAAUGGUUGCCUCAGGCGUAGUUUUGUGCGUUGGAGGACCAGCCCUGGUCAUGUGGGUACAACCGACAGAGGAAGAAUUAUUCAAACGCUAUAACCCAGAAUUGCAAAAGCGUUCGUUAGAGAAUCGAGCCAAGAACCAAGAAGAAUUCGAUGCUUUCGUCAACAGGCUAAAGGACAAUGCUAAAUCAGAUAAGAAUAUCUGGGGUGCAAUUGCAGAAGCCCAAGAAAAGGAGAGAGCAGUUACAAGAGAGGCGUCAGAGGAGACGCGUAGACUGUUGGCUGCUGAGAUGGAGAAACAGAAGCAAGAGAUUCGCAAAAGCAACGCGUGAACUUCUUCCGAAUUGUACAAUUUAUACAUACCUUCAUGUACAUAUGUCCAAUGAGAAUAGCGUUAUCCUUUUC
Messenger RNA from Pseudovirgaria hyperparasitica, 710 nucleotides. RefSeq names its product CBP4-domain-containing protein. The record is from RefSeq and is a predicted model, not a curated record. The transcript is spliced from 4 exons. NCBI's taxonomy places the organism in Eukaryota, Fungi, Ascomycota, Dothideomycetes, Acrospermales, Acrospermaceae. Gene Ontology annotation, cellular component: mitochondrial membrane. The coding region runs from base 278 to 637 and encodes 119 amino acids. Gene Ontology annotation, biological process: mitochondrial respiratory chain complex III assembly.